Fusarium keratoplasticum is the source of this 930-nucleotide messenger RNA. RefSeq lists its product as uncharacterized. Lineage: Eukaryota; Fungi; Ascomycota; Sordariomycetes; Hypocreales; Nectriaceae. The record is from RefSeq and is a predicted model, not a curated record. The coding region runs from base 1 to 930 and encodes 309 amino acids. The transcript has a single exon.
AUGCCUGUAACAAGUCGAGGCGUGGUGCAACUUACACCCGACACCACCUUGGCGACGUCAACUCGCAACUACUUGAACAACCUGCCUCCCUCGUUGGCGACUCUUCAGACCGGGCUCGCCCUCUUUGCAGUUGUUGUUAUUGCUCGGUUCUGCGUCGUCAGGCUGUACCUAUGGUUGCGACAAGUCCGCGGUGCUGAGCGGCAUACCAGUAUCCUCCCAACUAGCAGAUCGCAUAUUCUAUCAGCACCGCAUCCUCAACUGCUGCCGUCGCGGCCCAUCUGGACAAUGGACGAGAAGGACAUUACGCCGCCCGCCACUCAGGAGGACCUUGUCCCCGGAGAGGGUCUAGGGGAAGACAAGUCGGCCAGGGGCAAGAAACUAGUCAUCAACCCCAACUGGCAGAACAGCGCGUUGCCAAUGCAGGUCAUGUCGCGUCCGCCUCCUGCGCCGCCUCUGACGCCGCCCGAGUUGAGCACCGCCGUCUUCACGUUUGACGACCGGCCGCGACCGGGGGAGGAUAGCUUCAUCCACCAGCCGAAUCCGGAUUACAUGUCGUCGACCACCAGCGCCAUCCUGCCUCCUCGCUCAGCAUCCCCUUCCAUCGCCCGCCGGCGCUCGUACAACAAGACGCUCCCCAUCGGUGUUCCCGUACCCGCGUCUCAAGGCACUUCGGAUGCUGCCGAUCUUACUUUUUCACCCAGUUCCUACCCACCCACGAGCCCGUUGCUGCCCCCAGCCCCACCAAACGCAGGGGCCAAGGGGAUCGACGUGCAGGGCGAGAUUAUCGGCGUUCUGGAUGCCGAGGGCGCUGGUUGGACGAGACAUACGCGUGUCUAUGGCGGCGGUGUUUGUCUCGCCUGUGCGGCCUCCGGCGGCAACCACGGCGGCGGAUUCUACGGAGCAACGGUGCGGCCUGAGGAGAUGCGGUGA